ACGCCCCUGUGUGACGUCACCUAAACAUGGCGGCUUACUUGAACCGGCUGCAUCACAUUUCACUGCACGUCUCAAACGUGGAUAAAGUCGCUCAUGAGCUCGUGUCACGCUUCAAGUUUAACGUGUUUGCGGUCAGACUGACAGAGCGCGUGAAGCAGCUCGCGGUGCGCAGAGGAUCGGCGGUGUUUGUUGUGAACGAGAGGGCGCGUGGAGCGCAGCAGAGGUUGAAUGGACAUCUGUCACGUGUGUGGAGUCCUGUCAAAGCCACACAUCAUCAACAAUUUGAAGGUCUGUACGGAGCCCCUACACACUACCCAGUGGACACUGUGAGUAAUGUUUGUUUUGAGGUGUCGGACGUGGAGAGUUCGUCCACGGCUCUGCGUGAUCAGGGCUGUGAGUUUGUCCUGCCGCCCACUCAGGUGUACGAUGACAGAGGGUCGGUCACCUUCUCCGUGGUCCGGUCUAUAGUGGGUAAUGUGUGUCACACUCUCAUUGACACGUCUCGAUAUGAUGGUGUGUUUCUGCCGGGUUUCCAGCAGACUGCAGACAGCAGCUCAGACUCCGACUGUCCCAUUACUCACUUUGAUCAUAUCACAUACGCGUGCACGAGGAGAAGCACGCCGGACAUCACGCGCUGGUACGAGAAGAACUUUGGCUUCCAGAGGUUCUUCAUUGACAGGAAUGAAGAUGUGGAUGAGGGAUAUAUUCUGAACCAGGAUGGCAUCGGCCUGCGUCUCACUGCUAUGGACUAUUGGAAAUGUAGUGAGUCUGGAGUGAAAGUUCAUUUUAAAGAUCAAAAGGAGACAGACUGCAAGUUUGUGAUGGCAGAGUCUCUUCCUGAACAAGGCAGGAACCAGGUGGACACAUUUCUAGAAGAGCACAGAGGUGCAGGUGUGCAGCACAUAGGUCUUUACACUGAGGACAUUGUCUCCACAGCUCAAACGCUGACCCGCGCCGGAGUUCAGUUCUUCUCACCCCCUCCCACCUACUACACCGAGGUGGGAAAACAGCAGGAGAUCGUGGAGGCAGGUCAUGAUCCUUACAAACUGAGUCAAUACGGCAUCCUCUUGGACACAGACGUCCACACAGAUGACAUCAAUGCUCCCAGCCAACGGUAUCUGCUCCAGGUGUUCACCAAACCCAUAUUUGGAGAGGACACCUUCUUCCUAGAGCUCAUUGAACGGAGGGGAGCCACAGGUUUUGGCGAGGGGAAUAUUCGUGCGCUCUGGAGAUCUGUGCAAGCUUACAUGAAUGGAGAUCAGGAAUCAGAGCAUAAAAACAAACAGAGCGGACAACACUGAUCUGAUUGAUGAAUGUGUGUGAAAACAACAACAGUGACACUUUCAGACAUUUCAGAGACGCUUGGCUUAGGUGUGAGUUUGGUAACCGUGAUGAUCUGAUCAAUUUGUUGUGAUCAAAUUAGGACUCAGGUUCUCAGGACCUUUAAGAUAUGAAACAUUUCCAAUAUUAUCAGGUUCAGUUCAGCAAUAAAGCAUCAUGUGAGCAGAAAAA
Misgurnus anguillicaudatus (oriental weatherfish) is the source of this 1512-nucleotide messenger RNA. It is a transcript of the gene hpdl, whose product is annotated as 4-hydroxyphenylpyruvate dioxygenase-like. Gene Ontology annotation, molecular function: 4-hydroxyphenylpyruvate dioxygenase activity. Gene Ontology annotation, biological process: aromatic amino acid metabolic process. The record is from RefSeq and is a predicted model, not a curated record. NCBI's taxonomy places the organism in Eukaryota, Metazoa, Chordata, Actinopteri, Cypriniformes, Cobitidae.